Messenger RNA from Penaeus vannamei (Pacific white shrimp), 759 nucleotides. Its product is annotated as cuticle protein CP1499. NCBI's taxonomy places the organism in Eukaryota, Metazoa, Arthropoda, Malacostraca, Decapoda, Penaeidae. The record is from RefSeq and is a predicted model, not a curated record.
GUCACGGUCCGUCCGGCGCGGCCUUCAGCGCUCGGUAUAUAAAGGGGCGCGAACCAGGACCCGACGCAGUUCUGAUCCUUGUUCAAGAAAGGCAACAUGAGAGUUCUGGUUCUUUUGGCAGUGCUGGGAGUGUGCUCGGCCGCCCCCUUCAUCGGGGACACGCCCGAAGUGCAGGCUGAGAAAGCGCGGUUCUUCCAAGCCUUCCGCGCUGCUCAGGCUGCCGCCGCUCCCCAGCAGGCCGUCGUCUAUCACCAGGCUGCUCCUGUUGUUCAGACCAAGUGGAUGGGACCCGUGGCUGCCACCAUCCCCGCCGGCGUCGACGGCACCGUCACCCCCGUGGGCGACACCGCUGAGGUUGCCGCCGCCCGCAACGCCUUCCUCAACGCCUACCGCGCCCAGGUCGCAGCCACGGUCGGCGCUGCCCCUGUCGUGCACUCCGCUGCCCCAGUGUACAAUGCCAUCCCAGCCGUGCCCCAGCAGACCUUCCACCACGCCGCCCCAGUCCAGCCCAAGUGGACCGGCCCCGUGGCAGCCACCGUCCCCGCCGGACUCCCAGGCUCCGCCCCCCAGGUCGCCGACACCGCCGAAGUCGCCGCCGCCAAGCAGGCCUUCUUCAACACCUACCGCCAGCAGGCAGCGGCUGCGGCAGCCCCCUCGGCCCACUACUUCUAGAUCGUCCUGUGAUAAUCACAUUAUAUAAAAAUGUAUAAAAGUCCAUAACAGUUCAACGUAAAAUUAUAAAAUAAAAUUAUAUUUGUA